Lineus longissimus is the source of this 5249-nucleotide messenger RNA. RefSeq names its product ankyrin-2-like. The coding region runs from base 288 to 3713 and encodes 1141 amino acids. Gene Ontology annotation, molecular function: protein binding. Lineage: Eukaryota; Metazoa; Nemertea; Pilidiophora; Heteronemertea; Lineidae. The record is from RefSeq and is a predicted model, not a curated record. The transcript is spliced from 4 exons.
CCGAAAUCGAUCUUGUAGAUCUACUGUCUGCAGUCGGUGAAUCAAGUCUGUGGUACAGGAGAGCCGAGUGCCUUCGAAAUAUUUCAGGUGAUGGCGCAAGACACGGUAGAGCAGCAAUCGAGAAGUGAGUGGUAAUGGAUAUAUGAAGGUAUAGAUGUCUAAUAGUCCAAGCGAGAGUCAUUAUUUGUGAGAAUUCAUUCGUUGAAAUUUGAACGCAAUCAUCAGCGAGGACUACCUCUAUUUUCGAAACUGAAAUCAUUCUGCAGACAAACGUGCAGAGGAGUGAAAUGGCCAAGGAAACGGGAACAUCAAUAAAGUGUCCGGCUCUCAUCAAAGCAUGCAGAAUGAACUGUUUGGAAGAGGUCAACAAGUUGUUGGCGGCCGGCGCCAGUGCUAACUGUAUUGAUCAAAGCAGCAAAGGGAGGGUUUCGGCACUCAUGACAGCCAUCACCAGCAGGAACGUUGACAUGGUAAAAUCUUUACUGAAAGGUGGCGCUGAUGUAAACUUGAAGAGCAAAGGUCGUACGGCUCUCACAACGGCCAUCACCUCCGGAGGCUCGGCGGAGAUGUUUGAAAUCCUUUUAAAAAGCGGCGCAUCUUCAUUGGAAAGAUGGUUUCUUCCCUGUUCUUGCAAAAUGGGAUUCUUUGAUAUUGCCAGGUGUUUACUUGACAUCGGCGUCGACGUUGAUGUCUGCUACGAGACCACCACGCCCUUGAUUUUAACCGCUAAGAGUGGCCAUUUUGAAACUGCGCAGCGACUACUUGAGCGCUGCGAUGUCAGUUUCGAACGUCAGGGCGAGAGGGCCUUAAUAGAAACAUGCGCUGCAGGGAAUUUCAAUUCUGACAAUUAUAAAGAUAUUAUUAACAUUCUUCUGAGACAGAAUUUGGAUGUAAACUAUAUUAAUGAAAAGGGUAAAACGGCCAUUUAUGAAGCAGCAUUCAAUGGCCGAGGAGGCGAAAAAGUUGUGAGGCUAUUGUUGGACCAUGGCGCGCUUGUAGAAGUUGACACCCUGAUUGGCAUUUGCGACCCUGAUUUUGAACUUUAUUUGUCCUCGCCGCUACCUGGCGCUGUCAGACAUGGGAACAUCGACACAGUUCGAUUACUUCUCAAUCUCGGGGCAAAUGUGAAUCAGCUGUGGCACACGGACGUCGAUUGUUACUCAGUGAAAAUACGCCCAGGGACAACUGAAAUCAGUAUGCUGAUGCUAGCAAGCCGGUAUGGAUACCUGAACAUCGUAAAGGAAUUAUUGGACCGCGGUGGCGACGUCCACCUUAGAAAUAGCGCUGGGAACACAGCCCUCCAUGUUGCCGUGCACCCUGACUUUUGUACACUGGCAUCCAGGGCAUCCCAGCUGAUGAGAUGUCCCUGGGUCGCAUCAAAGGCGGAACCUGAAAUAAUUGCGGAACUUCUCCGAAACGGAAGUGACGCCACGGCGAAAAACCAAUAUGGCGAGACGCCAUUAGAUAUGUGCGUGCAACUGAUACUUCUCCGUGACACAAUUGGGAAUACCUUUGUGUCGGCUCUAUUAUAUUUAUUAAAAGCCAGCUCCACGCCUGUAAAUAGCCAGGAGGUUCUGUCGAAGUUGUGGGACAAUGCCAAAAAAGCAACAAUUCAAACGCAGUUUCAUAUUCUGAGAGAGACGAUCCGAGUUGUCGUCGCCGCCGGUUUGAAACCUACUCCACAGCUGACACAAGUGUCUGAUCAUGAGUCAUUGAGGUCGCCACUAGACCCCAGCCUCCAGCGGGAAGUUUUGGUCCUGCAAGAUUGGUUGAACCAUUAUAGUAAGAACGCCACACCACUGAGUCACCUGUGUCGCACCAGAGUCCGGGCCUCACUCAAUUUACCACUGAAGGAUGUUAAAAAUGAGAGCUUGGGACUCUCUGUCGCACUCCGCAGGUUCCUAAUCAUGGAUGACAUCGAUCUAUUUAUAAUAGGUCAUCCAGAACUGCAGCUUUUGCAGCAAAGUUGGUCAUCAGAGUUUUCGGAAAUGUCCACGGAAACAAAAAGUGGGAUUCAGUCUCCGGCUCUUGUCCAAGCAUGCAGAAAGGGGAAGCUUGAAGAAGUCGAUGCGUUGUUGGAGCUCAGCGCCGAUGUUAACUUUGUCGAUUCAAAAAGAAGAGGGGAGACGGCCCUUAUGAUUGCUGUCAAGAACGGAAACGUUGAUAUUGUAAGCUCUUUACUGAAAGGUGGCGCUGACGUGAACUUGGAGACCAAGCGUGGAACAGCUCUAAAAACGGCCGUCACUGUGGGCUCACCCGUGAUGUGUCGGAUCCUGCUGGAGCGUGGUGGGCCCUCUAAGUUGGAAGGAUGGUUUCUUUCGUAUUGUUGCAAAAAUGGUUUCCUCGAUGUUGCUCAAGUUUUAUUAGAAUUCGGUGUCAAUGGGGACAUUUGCAUUUCACAAAAUGAGAACACUACACCUCUGAUUGUAGCUGCGAGGAAUGGCAAUUUUGAGCUGGUGCGGCUACUUCUUGAGCGCUGUGACGUCAACUUUGAACGGCAAGGUGAGAGAGCCUUGAUAGCUACAUGCGCUGUUGGGAAUUUCCUAGAGGAUAGUAGAGAGGCCCAGCAGACUUAUAAACCCAUCCUUGAUCUUCUUCUGGGAAAGAAUUUGGAUGUGAACUAUAUCAAUGAAAAAAGUAAAACAGCCAUGAUUGAAGCGGCACUCAAUUCUAGAGGUGGCGAGAAUGUCGUGAAGACAUUGUUAGACCAUGGCGCACUUUUCACGGUUGACUCAUUGGUUGACGUUUGCGACUCUGAUGAUUUUGUUUAUAACUUGUGCUCACCGCUAGUUGAGGCUGUCAAACAUGGAGACAUUGAUAUGGUCCGAUUACUUCUCGACCUAGGGGCUAAUGUGAAUGAGAUCUGGCGCAAGGACGUCUGUCCAUACGCUUCGAAAUACAGGCUGGGAGGGACUGACAUCAGCAUGCUAAUGCUGGCAAGCCGGUACGCAUGCCCAAACAUCGCGAAGGAAUUAUUGGACCGCGGUGCAGAUGUCAAUCUCAGAAACAGCGCAGGCAACACGGCGCUUCACAUAGCCGUACACUCCGACUUUCGUACACUGGCAUCCAGGUUGAGCGCUCCCCGGACAAGGUAUUCUGUUAUGUCAAAGCCAAGACCGCGACCGGAAAUUAUACGAAAACUUCUUCAAAACGGAAGUAGCGUCGCAGCAAAGAACCAAAAUGGCGAGACCCCAUUAGAUAUUUGUAUGACAAUGAAUCUUGCAACGAGUCCUCAUUUUCCGAGAAUUUCGAAUGACAAUCUAUUGGCUCUUGUAUAUUUGCUAAAAGCCGACCAAAAAUGUGCAAUUGGACAAAAUUAUCUGUCGAAGAUGUGGGACACUACGAAAUCAAGUCAGAGCAUAAAUUUUGAUAUUCUGGAGGAGACCAUUCGAGUUGUCGUCGCUGCUGGUGUAAAACCAACUCUACAGCUGAUACAAGCGUCUGACCAUGAAUCAGAAGUGACUCUGGAGCGGAAGGUUAAAGUCCUGCAAGAAUGGCUGAAUCAUUGCAGUAAGAACGCCAGCCCUUUGAGAGAUCUGUGUCGCAUUAAAGUGCGGGCCUUCCUCAGGUCACCUCUCACGGAUGUUCAAAACGAGAGCUUAGGGCUCCCAGACUUACUCCGCAGGUUCCUAAUCAUGGAUGACCUUGAACUCUUUGUCCCAGGUCACCCAGAACUUCAGCUUUUAAAUCGGGUGAGUGGAGAGUCCAACUAACGACCUAGGUCCAGAUACUAGCGAGAGCGAGAAUGAAAUUACACCAUCGCCAUCUUCAUAGCUUCGAUAGAGCGAAGGCGGUAGCCGACGUUUUGUAUGAAAGGACAGCUUCACCCAAGCGACGUGUGGUGAAACGACCAAUACAGACAGUGAGGUAUCAAUUUCUAUUAUUUCCGCACCCCUCAAACUAAACACUGAUAUGAGAUUUGGCGGCUUGAUAUUCUGACCAACCCAACCGGUUAUGGUUGCUGAACCAAUUUGGAUAAAGUGAAAAUUUUGAGGUGUGAUCGAGGAAGGGGAUUUAUCAACUCUAUAAAACAAUCAAUGUAAAGUAAGAGGACUGGUUUAUUUGAAAAGGUUUGUUUUGUACAUGUAUGCAAAAAUCGAGCUCAAGAGAUGAAAAAUCGACUUUGUAUUGGAUUAUUCCCACGUGGUUUCGACGUAACGGGACUGCGUCAUAUCCACAAAGUGCCUCUGUAUAUUUUUACGCACAGAAUUUCUUUCAUUGUAGAUUUUAACUUUUUCUUCUUGAAACUUAGUCAUGAAAUUUUCACAGGCGAAUAAAUGAGAAAUAUGCUAUAUGACGGCAGAAAAACUAUUCGUGUCUCUACAAAUUACAUUUCUCAGAAAAUCAUUUUUUUGUAUUUGAUGAUAACAUUGCUUUCCAUCAGCACUGAUCGUCGGUUCGCCUGAAAAAAUGAAACGUGACCAUGAUCCUUGCACGUUAUUUGUCCAAGAACAUCAGCCUACCCCUAGAAUAGGUAGAAGUCUAAUGGUUCACGAGGUUACUGGUGUAGUCACUUUUACCAUGGGCAAAUGGGUUGGACAAUGAUAUGCUGAGAGCACAGGCACAACGAAUGAUGAAACUACACAUAUCACAUCCAACGUCAUCCAAAAAGUACAAUAAAGUGGAAAAAUCCUAAUAUCACAAUAAUUGAUGACGUUACAGUGUUUGUGGUGGCGCCUGCCCUAUAUGGGAAUGUCCCACGUGAUGUGCAUCGUCUGCAAAUCGGUGGUUGUUUUCUCAUUAGUACUCCUUCCAAGACGUUGGCAAGAACCAUGCUACACUCGGAGAAAGUCUUGUAGAUGCAUUUCACUUUGGCCCGGUAUUCUCUAGAAAGUUAAAAAAGACGCUCUGCAGAAUGUGAUAAGGACCAUACCUAAAGUGUGCGUUACUGACGCAACCGGGCCAGGGCCGUCGCAAUAAUCGGGUGAAAACAAUCCUUAUCUCUUUCUGAUCGGUGCAGACCGCCCGUUACUUUGCAAAGACGUGUUCACACAGGUUUGGGUAGCCAAAUGUAGCAUGCAGUCAUAAUUCAGAUAUUACGGAACGCAAAAUGGAAUCGGCCAAUCAAAAGUGCCGAGUUCUGCAUCCCCUGUGUAGUCAAAGAAUUGAACCAAUCAGGAGCCGGUCAUUUUACUUACUUGCAGAGGUAUGUUUUUAAAUCAUCCUUCUGAUGAUGGCGGAUGGUUUUUAACUCGGCUUUUGUUUGUGUUGUUACACAGUUAUUAUAUUCAUCUAGCUUGGAAAACAGG